Exaiptasia diaphana is the source of this 2104-nucleotide messenger RNA. Its product is annotated as potassium channel subfamily K member 13. The coding region runs from base 594 to 2018 and encodes 474 amino acids. Gene Ontology annotation, biological process: potassium ion transmembrane transport; stabilization of membrane potential. Lineage: Eukaryota; Metazoa; Cnidaria; Anthozoa; Actiniaria; Aiptasiidae. The record is from RefSeq and is a predicted model, not a curated record. Gene Ontology annotation, cellular component: membrane. Gene Ontology annotation, molecular function: potassium ion leak channel activity. The transcript has 2 exons.
GAAAUGAUAAUAUAAUGUAAGCAUUUCUAUUUAUCUUGGAGCGCUAAUCGUGUUUAUCAGAGCUGUGUGAAUUGUUACAGAAACUGCGUAUGYURAAGAAGACGGUGAGGAAAUUAGUAGCGACUGAUCUCGAUAUCGCACGAAAUCCCAUUCCAAUCCACUCUUGACUGAUUGCAACAGGCAUCUUGUGGCCGACGCUGAAUUAAGAUAGGUAGAGCUAAUUGUAGCUGUGAGUAUUUCGAAAUAACUUAGAAACUUCUAAAAUACUCCAAGGCGACUUGGGACCUAUCCUGCCAGUGGUUGUGUAAUAGGAUCUAUGAAACUAUUGAAAACAACGGGGAAACUCGACUCCUUUCAAUCAGCGCGUUGGUAUUCUAUAGUUUSUUAAGUGAUGAUUAAGCGGUUAGUGACUUAACAAAGGCUAUUGGAAGACUUUCAGUUAUACCUCAAAAUCGGAAGUGCAAAAUUGAAUGCUGCAGAGAUAGGACGAUUUAAACCAYAUGUGUUUAGUAAUGGCGUGAUUGUGGAGGUGGACCAUCAAUAUACUGAGCGAGUGUUAAUCUACAGUGUCUUCAGUCAACGUGAUAUGCGUCAUGCUAAAUGAAGGAAUUAUCCGAGUUCUGGUGUUGUCGUCUUUGUAUCUCGUUUACAUGCUACUAGGAGCUUUGAUAUUCAUGGAAAUCGAGCGAGAAAAUGAGAAAUCUCUUUUCAUUCAUUUUAACAAAUUGUUUCAAGAGUUCAAUUCAACGAGAAAUGUSUCGGACGCUCUCAUGAAAGAUUUAUCAAGGCUAUAUCGAGAAGCUUUCUCGGUGGGUAUUUCAGACCCGUUUAACUCAAACUWCAGAAGCAAAUGGGAUUUUGCAGGCUCUUUUUACUUUGUGGGAACAGUCUUAACUACAAUAGGUUUUGGUCUGACAGCGCCCAUAACUUUACCUGGACAAGUGUGCUUUCUGUUUUAUGCUUUACUUGGCAUACCUCUCAAUAUCCUUCUAUUCAAUACUUUACUUGAUCAAACAGUAAAUAUAUUCACAAGCAUUCUUACACGGAUUAAUCAGUUCUGGAAAAAAAGACGUACAUUAGGGAAUCAAAACAAUCAAGGAGAACCUUGGGAGGCGACAACGGUUAYGAUUGCWGUAACUUGCUUUGUGGUGGUUAUAGUUGUUAUACUWYUAGCGGCACCAAUGUUUGUAUUCCUGGAGGAUUGGUCAUAUUUUGAGUCUAUAUACUUUUUGGUUGUUUCAUUUACGACCGUAGGGUUUGGAGACUUUGUWCCUGGCGGACUGCAUACAAGCAGUGGGGACAAUCUGACACCRCACUAUCGAGUGGGGAAUUGGUUUGUWAUUAUCUUAGGAACUAUAUUUAUGUACACGGCCAUGGCCCUUAUGGCUAGCAUGUACAAACAGUGCCUGGAAAACCUUUUAGAAAAAUCUCGGAAGUGUUUUAAAAAGAAGAAAUCUAAUCGGAUUACAGCGUCACCCUCGGCGCCAUCGACUCCUGCGCAASAGCGUUCUCAGUCCAUUACCAGUCCGCUUCGAGAUGAACGCAAGCGGCAGAUGGCGGCGCGCGCACUUCAAAACUGGCGUGCUGCUAAGAAACCAAAUAUAGGACUUGUCAAUCAAGUAGAGGAGUCAAUUUUGAAAACACGGCGGGUUACAAACACUGAUGAUCGACCAGGCCUUGACGCUUUCCAAUUUCUUCCUCUCGCYGACUUGUCUCGCAGACCCAGUGUACAAACCAUCAAGGCGCAGACGAAYUUCGACGAUCUUACYACCCUUGAAGCUAAACUAACCAAGGAGUUUAACCAUCUUCUCAAAGAAAUYGAACAACAGCGGGAAAWUUUGCUUAAAAARCAAACCAUAAAUGAAGAACGAGGAAUUCGAAAUGGGGCAGUGAUCGCAGGUUCAAGUUCUGAGAGCACUGCAAGUCCUCCUCCUCCUUUGUGUAGUGACGACGCAGGAAGUAGGUCAACAACAGUACUCUCACUGAAUAUGACCGAACCGCAGCAACAAUUAAUAUAGGAAUACUGUCUCGUUUCAAAUAAUAUUAAAACCAUAAUAAAUAAAGUUUAGUAUUAGAAUUUGUUUUUUGAYAUAUGAACGAUUUU